CUUGAACCUUCUCAGAUUAGAAGGACUGACUGUAUCAUCAUCACUGUGGAGACUAACUUACUGCUCUGUGGGAGAGACAGAGAGAGAGAGAGAGAUUUUGCAUAUAUACGCUUGCAUCCUUCCACUGCUGACCAUCUCAGCAUCCUUCUGUCAAUCAGCUUCUAGGUACACACCUUUAACAAGCUUAAUCACCACCCACCCGACAGACAGAACCCACACUCGUUUACUACAACACAUUCCCACCAAAGAAGACCAUACCAUAAUAAUACUCAAGAUGUUGACCACCACCAUCCUCUCCUUCGCCGGCCUCGCCGCCGCCAGCAUGUGCUCCGCCAUGCCCUCCGGAGGCCAAAACGGCGCCUCUCACCAACAAAAGCAAGGAGGAGGAGGAGGCCAACCCUGCCUAGACGACGGCGCGGCGCAAAAAGUCGCAGAAAACUUCCGAUCCCUCAUCACCAACUACUCCAACGCCUCAGCCGCCGCCUACCUCACCGAAGAUUUCCACGACUACUCCGACGGCGUCAACACACUCAUCAACUCGGGCUGUCCCAACGGUCCUCAACCCCUCGGCUCGCCCACCUUCACUUCUCUGGAAUCUUUCCAAGCAGGUCAAGGUUCGCAACCCAACAUUCCCUUUGAGAUUUUGAAUGUUUGGCACGGAUGUGAUUUUGUCGCGAUGCGAUGGAAAUCUCCUCAGCCACAGGCUACGGGCCCGACGCCGCAGGAGCAGGUUCAAGGAAUUAUUGUUAUGGAGGUUUGUCAGGGUGGUGAGCAGGAGGCUUGGGUCAUUGAUACUGUGUAUUCGGAAUUUAACUCGGGGGCUUGGUUGUAUGAUUUGGAGGUGUUUAAGCCUACUUGUGAUGCUUCUGGUGCGCCGAUUGCGAAGGCUUCUAAGAGGGGUUUGGGUGGUGUUAUUGGUUCGCCGGUGAAGAUGUUGUAAACCAUCUACUUGGUUUAAGCAGGAACGAUGGGAGUCCCAUUGGGGAAGGACGGGAAACGAACGGGGAGGUGAGGUGAGGUGAAUCAUCACAACAUUGGUCAAACUCGGACAAGCCAAGAGAAAAAAAAAUACGGUCUUCUUGGGGAGGAUCAUAUCACAUUCCUUUUGUUCUUUUAUUUUAAACAGUUGCUCGCAGUGGAGGAAGAGCAAAUCCGUAGGACAGCAACAGCAUGUUAGUGUGUGCGACUGCUCCAAUCGACAGAUAUAUAGUAAUAGACUUCAGUUCUCA
This is a messenger RNA of Sphaerulina musiva SO2202, 1229 nucleotides long. RefSeq lists its product as uncharacterized. NCBI's taxonomy places the organism in Eukaryota, Fungi, Ascomycota, Dothideomycetes, Mycosphaerellales, Mycosphaerellaceae. The coding region runs from base 275 to 940 and encodes 221 amino acids. The record is from RefSeq and is a predicted model, not a curated record. The transcript has a single exon.